This is a messenger RNA of Eimeria tenella, 468 nucleotides long. RefSeq lists its product as uncharacterized. The record is from RefSeq and is a predicted model, not a curated record. Bases 1 to 468 code for a protein of 155 amino acids. NCBI's taxonomy places the organism in Eukaryota, Apicomplexa, Conoidasida, Eucoccidiorida, Eimeriidae. The transcript has 3 exons.
AUGAGCGCAGAAGCACUAGCAGUCAACUUCAGUAGUGUGGCGAGUGAGCAGAUACAUCUUCGUCCGAACGACUCUUCAAAAGUCACAGUUGCUCGAGCAUCAAGAAACAGAUGCACAAAUUACACAAAACCUCUGCUGUCCACCGACAGCCACGAGAUGCUGCAGCAGCAGCAGCAGCAGCAGCAGCAGCAGCAGCAGGAGCUAUCUGUAAACACAAAACCUCUGCUGUCCACCGACAGCCACGAGAUGCUGCAGCAGCAGCAGCAGCAGCAGCAGCAGCAGCAGCAGGAGCUAUCUGUAAGUGAGCAGGUGGGGGCUCAAGUGUCCGGAGUCUGCGAAUUGCUCCGCAGACACAAAACCUCUGCUGUCCACCGACAGCCACGAGAUGCUGCAGCAGCAGCAGCAGCAGCAGCAGCAGCAGCAGCAGCAGCAGCAGCAGCAGCAGCAGCAGGAGCUAUCUGUAAGUGA